CGCAGCAAGCAGACAGGGCCAAAAAAUUGAGAUUGAUAAAAGAUAAUAAAAUCAAGGAGGAUAAAGAAGGAAGGUAAAGAGUGCAGUUGUAAAAUAUGAGUAAUUUUUCUGCACCCGCGUAAAUCGACUCAAUUUAAUAUUAUUAAGUCUACUGUUUUCAAAUAAACUUUGGGUUGAUAGAAAUAGAUCUAUUGUUUUUUAAUCAUCGGAAUGAAAAAUUAGCAAUGGGCGGUGAGAGUAGCUCAGUUAGUGCUACUUAAUCUUAUAAAGAUGUACUACCUUCCUUCCUAACAUCUGCUUGGAGAUUAGUAAUCGACACCACGCUGGGGUUCCCCGGACAGUUCCCUACACACCAGCGAAUCAGCGCAUUGCACACGUCCCGCGCAAACCAAUCAGCGCUCAGCUGUCGUCCUACGCAAAACUAAACCCGAAACUGACUUCCUCAUUUCGCGGCACUACUGGAAGCAAAUAUUGGUGAAACAUUGUCGGGAGACAGCGGAACAGAGAAGCAUAAUUUACCGCUGACCGCUUCGUCCAAGGCAGGCUGACUCUUGAGUAAAGUCUUGUGGACUACUGGGGCGUUUUGUGGCACUCUGUUGACGUUUUGUGACUCUCCGGAGGCGUUCUUUCACGCACAACUUUUGCUCCGUCACAAGUUCCGGUUUCUCCGUCGAUUGGUACAUGGUCGUCUUCGGGGUUUCAGCUGACGGAGUUUCAGCUGAACAGUUCCUCUCCCCACUUUGACACCAGACCGACACCACUAGAGGUCUCGCAGGGACUUGGGCCAGAACAGCACUGACAGCCAUGGACCUUGGGGACCUCAUCAUCAAUGCAGAAAGACAGGAGGAGGAGGAGGCUGGGGAACAGGAAGAGCAGGAGCGCCACCUGCCAAAUGGACACGUACUGCAACAUGAUCAUCGGCGCCCCCAAGCGGAUGGUAAUGGCCCUGCAGACCUCAUCCUUGCUGAGCCAGAUGAGGAGGAGGAAGCAGGGCAAGAGCGCCACCUAGCGAAUGGACACCUGCGACUGCAGCACGACCAGAGAGAUGCUGAAGACAUCCACGUAGGGUUGGAGGCGGAGGGGGGGUACCAGAAUGGGGACCCCCCUGCUGUACCAGCAGAGGGGGGGUAUCAGAAUGGGGACCCCCCUGCUGUACCAGGAGAGGGGGGGUACCAGAAUGGGGACCCCCCUGCUGUACCAGAGGAGGGGGAGGAGGAUGGGGAGCAGCAGGAGCCGGUGAAUGAGGAGGAAGUGAAGAGGAAAGAGGAGCAGAGGAAAUGCAAGAGGCUCUACAUUUCUAUCUGGGGCGUGUCGCUAGGGUUCAUGCUCGUGUACGCCUGUCACCACGGCGUUCUCAACAUGGAGAGGAUUCUGAACGAGGCCAAAGGUCGCGGCCACGACACCACGUCCAUGCUGCUCGGUUUCGGCGCGGCGUCGUGUUUCUUCGCCGUGAUUCCCGUCAAGUGGAUCGGCGCCAAGUGGGUCUCCUUCCUUGGGCUGGGUUUCAUCACCAUUUUCACGGCGCUGUACUACAUGCCGGACAGCCAGUACACGCAGAGUGUAGCCGGCGCGCUGGCCGGUCUGGCCACCGGGCCGGUCUGGGCCAGUCAGGGCCGCCUGGUCACGCUGACCGCCAUCCGGUACGGCCGGCUCACCGACACCGUCGCGCACCAGGACACCUUCAUCUGCAGGUUCACUGGCAUCUUCUUCUUCCUCUUCCAGAUGGCGCCAGUGUGGGAGAACCUUGCCUUCUCGCUGCAGUUCGUGUUCCGUAACGACACCAUGGACGUCUACAGUCUGCGGGAGCAGAUCGGAAACCUCACCUGCGGGUAGGUAACACAAACAAACAAAUACAC
Messenger RNA from Branchiostoma floridae (Florida lancelet), 1856 nucleotides. RefSeq lists its product as uncharacterized. NCBI's taxonomy places the organism in Eukaryota, Metazoa, Chordata, Leptocardii, Amphioxiformes, Branchiostomatidae. Bases 805 to 1833 code for a protein of 342 amino acids. The transcript is spliced from 5 exons. The record is from RefSeq and is a predicted model, not a curated record.